AUGAAUCUUCUGCAAUGGCAUGGGCCGGCUGUGAAGAAAUUGUUGGGAUGGAAACAAGGUGAUGAAGAAGAGAAAUGGUCCGAAAAAGCGGUUGACGCCCUGGUGAAAAAGUUGAAAAAGCGGAAGAAGGGUGAUGGCGAGGGAACUGUCGAGGACUUGGAAUGGGCGCUCGCGAAUCCCACAUCAACCAGUAGAUGCGUAACGAUACCGAGAAGUCUUGAUGGCAGGCUGCAGGUGUCGCACAAGAAGGGGUUGCCACAUGUGAUUUAUUGCCGGGUAUGGCGAUGGCCGGAUCUUCAUAGUCACCAGGAAUUACGGGCAAUCCCCGAAUGUAUGUACCCAUUUGAAGGGAAUCGAGGGAAUAUUUGCAUAAACCCAUAUCACUAUGUGCGGAUUGAAAACCCAAGGCAUCUGGGAGCUUCUUCUCAAUAUUCCCCUCGCCAUCCGGCCGUGGAUAUGCCUGGAACCUCUUCUACCUAUCAUACACCUUCUCCGCCCUAUCAGAUGGCUUAUUCAAGCGACGGAUCUCCAACGGGCUAUAUGACGCAUAGUCCGACACUUUCCGAUGAUGAUGAAUGCCAACGAAUGGUCUCCCCCAUAACCGCCAUUAGCAAAUUGAAAAUGCCACCCCCAGCCUUCUGGGCAACAAUCAAUUACUACGAGUUAAAUACGCGGGUUGGGGAGCAGUUUAAGGUGUAUUUAAAAGAAAUUACGGUAGAUGGGUUUACCGAUCCUUCGAACGACGGCCGGAUUUGUUUGGGACUCUUGACAAACGUUAAUCGAAACAAUACAAUUGAAAACACUAGACGGCAUAUUGGAAGAGGCAUAAAAUUGACUUACUAUGAUAGUUUGAAUUUGGAUGUGACGAAUCACUCAAAUUCACCUGUUUUUGUGCAGUCCCGAAAUUGCAAUUGGAAGAUGGGCGUGUCUCCUCAAACUGUUCUUCGAGUUCCGCCAGGCGUAACGACGACGAUAUUCGAUCACCAGAUAUUUGUCUCGAUGUUAAAUAACGCUCGAAUGGCGGGAUAUAAUCAGCUCUACGAACUGGAGAAAAUGUGCUUUAUUCGGGUGUCAUUUGUUAAGGGUUGGGGAGAUGAUUAUCCUCGCCAAGACGUCACUUCAACACCAUGCUGGAUCGAGCUACAAAUGCAUACACCACUGGCGUGGAUCGAUCAAUGCUUGCACAAUGCUGGCAAUCCCAAUGGUGAUAUCACCUCAGUAUCU
Molecule: messenger RNA, 1224 nt
Organism: Mesorhabditis spiculigera
Lineage: Eukaryota; Metazoa; Nematoda; Chromadorea; Rhabditida; Rhabditidae
Source: the annotation of a GenBank genome assembly